CUCAGUGAUUCAAGUGAUUUGGAUUCACCUUUACCUCUUCGUAUGAGGUUGGGUGUGAUCAACCCCUUCCAAAGAUCAAGUCUUAAACAACCUGAGGAGAUAAAGAAGAAGGCAGCAUCUGUGCCUUUCCCAAAUACUGCACCUAGUAUCCAGACAGAAAUCACAAAUGGUCAAAAUAAAGUUAAUCCUACAUCCAUAAACAAUCAAGACUGGGAACUUGAUGAUGAUGUUGAUCUGUUUUUUAUAAAUGAAGCACAAGUUGGAAACAUACAGUCUGAAUUCUCAGAGAAGACAGAUAAUGUAAAAACUCCAACACAGCAAACAGUAAGGAGACAGAAAAAUUUGAAAAAAGCUGGCAAAAUACCAUCCCCAUUUACCCCGAUGGCACCAUAUGAUGACAUGGCAACACCUGACCUAAAGAAAGCUGUGUCGAGAAUUGGAGUGCGUCCACUUGGCAAAAAAAGAAUGAGGGAGUUUCUCAAACGUGUCUAUCAUGAAACCCAUCAGUAUGAAACUGAUAGCGACUAUGACGGAACUCCUGUGAAACGCAAACGAAGCUGCUCCCAACCUUUACAGCUGAGCCCAAAGGCCAUGUUGUCACAUCUUCCCAUCAAAGCAGCGGGAAGAUCCUACACUCACACAAACAGCCAGCCCACAAGCAAAGCCAAAUCUAAUAAACUGAACCCAAAUGAGAAGAAGGACAAAGGAGUAGCUGGGGUUAAGCACAGGUUAACAAGCUUGCCGGAGAAAAGUAGGUCGCAUCCUCAGGUGCCGGAAAGGAGAAUUCUGGGGAAGGAUGCUUUGAUUGGUGAUGAUUGUGCGUUAGCACUAGAGGAUGUUGACGUGGACCGGGAGGAAAUCUCAGGAUCCCAGGAUUCAAGUUUCAGCGAGGGGCCUGAUCUUCCAGAGGAAAGUAUCCUGCAGGGCUGGCCAGAGGAGGAGUUCCUGCCAUCGAAUCAGAUGCAGUCAAAUCAGCAGACAGUAACUGAAAGAUUACUUCAGUUUGUGCAAAGUAACCCAGAUAUUUACGAGAGCAUUCUUAUGUAUGAGCCACUGGAGCUGGACGUCUUGAAGAAAAGGAUCGCUGAAUCUGGUAUCAAAGUCAGCAUGGCUCAUCUCAUGGACUUUCUGGAUGACAGGUAUGUAACUUUCACCAUGAAAAACAUGGGCACCAGGAACAACAACCGACAGAGGAGAGCCCGGAAGUCAGGGAAAUCCCCCAUCAAGAGCAAGGCUUUAUCUCAACGUUAG
Molecule: messenger RNA, 1251 nt
Organism: Candidula unifasciata
Lineage: Eukaryota; Metazoa; Mollusca; Gastropoda; Stylommatophora; Geomitridae
Source: the annotation of a GenBank genome assembly